ACCUCGAGCCUUUAAAUUCUGUGCGAGGGAUUUUUUAGUCUCUGUACUUGUAACCGGACAAGGAGCAAUAGACAUGACAACUUACACGGACAAAGGUGAAAAGCACGACCAAGGCAGGUUCCUCUGCUUCGACCACAUCACAUUCUGGGUGGGCAAUGCCAAGCAGGCCGCAUCAUACUACUGUAACAAGAUGGGUUUCGAACCCCUGGCUUACAAGGGUCUGGAGACAGGCUGUCGGGAUGUUGUCUCACACGUAGUCAAGCAGGGAAAGAUCAUAUAUGUGUUCUCAUCACCCCUGAACCCAGGCAACAAAGAGAUGGGGGAGCACAUGAUGAAGCAUGGGGAUGGAGUGAAAGACGUGGCCUUCACCGUGGAGGACAUCGACUACCUAGUGAAGAAAGCAAUAGAGCGAGGCGCCAUCAUUGUGAAAGAGCCACAUGUGAUUGAGGACAAGUUUGGCAAAGUAAAACUUGCCGUACUGCAGACGUAUGGGGACACCACACACACGUUUGUGGAGAGGAUGGGCUACGGGGGUCUCUUCAUGCCUGGCUUUAAGGAGCCCCUCUUCCGCGACCCUCUACUGGACCAGCUGCCUCACGGGAAGCUGAACUUCAUUGACCAUGUGGUGGGGAAUCAGCCUGACGACGAGAUGGUGCCGGUGGUGGAAUGGUACCAGAGGAACCUGCUGUUCCACCGCUUCUGGUCUGUGGACGACAAGCAGCUGCAGACAGAGUUCAGUGCCCUGCGCUCCAUCGUGGUGGCCAACUACGAGGAGACCGUCAAGAUGCCCAUCAACGAGCCCGCCAUGGGCAAACGCAAGUCCCAGAUACAGGAAUAUGUGGAAUACUAUGGCGGUGCAGGAGUCCAACACAUCGCCAUGAACACCUCUGACAUCAUAGCAGCUAUCCGUAACCUGAAGGCGCGUGGCAUGGAGUUCAUGAGCGUCCCGGAGACCUACUACCAGCAGCUGAGGGAGAAACUCAAGCACUCCAAAGUCCGUGUUGCAGAGGACAUGGCUAUUCUGGAGGAGCUGAAGAUCUUGGUGGACUAUGAUGACAACGGCUACCUGCUGCAGAUCUUCACCAAGCCCGUACAGGACAGACCAACCGUCUUCCUGGAGGUCAUCCAGAGACACAACCACCAGGGCUUUGGGGCCGGAAACUUCAAGUCUCUUUUUGAGGCCAUUGAAGCAGACCAGAAUGCCAGAGGCAACCUGACAGUGCUCACUCCAAAUGGCCAGAACCAAACCCUUUGAGACGAACACAACACACAGAGAAAAAAUAUACACACACAUAAAUAACUUCACACAAGGCCUAUACUUAACAUAUAAACACACACACACACACACACACAAUAUGCACAAAUGCAUGUUCACAUGAAAGCGCAACACACACACUCAGAGAGCCAGAUACGCACAAAGGCAUGUACUCAUGCAAACUUGGAAAUGAACGCACAAACAUUUACAAGAACGCACAAGGGUGUGUACGUGUAAAAAGACGCACAAUUCAGGUACACGUAAAAACAUAAUCAUCAGGAAGACAGAAGACACACAAUCACACACAUGCUGACAAAGAAGGCCUAAAGGCAUGCACGCAUACACACAAAAAUACUGUAGGCGCAAAAAAGUAUUCACACUUGCAAAUACACACAGAUUCUAUAAACAAAAUUAACAAAUGCACAUACAGGUUGUUUUAAGACAUGACAUAUACAUGAAACACAGAUCACAAAUAAACAAACACAGAUAAAGCAUGUCGGCAUAUACAAAAAGCAUAUUUGUGAACACACAAAUGCACACACACACAAAACACAAAGACAUG
Molecule: messenger RNA, 1817 nt
Organism: Engraulis encrasicolus (European anchovy)
Lineage: Eukaryota; Metazoa; Chordata; Actinopteri; Clupeiformes; Engraulidae
Gene: hpdb
Product: 4-hydroxyphenylpyruvate dioxygenase b
Exons: 14
Coding region: 74-1255 (393 amino acids)
Biological process (GO): L-tyrosine catabolic process
Cellular component (GO): Golgi membrane; endoplasmic reticulum membrane
Molecular function (GO): 4-hydroxyphenylpyruvate dioxygenase activity
Source: RefSeq, a predicted model, not a curated record